AUGCGAGUUGCAAUGCGAACGGGAAUGGGGAGAAUUGUCGCGGUUAAGGGAGAUGAUACCGCGAAGUCUCAGAGGAAGAAAAUGGAAAUGGGAUGUGACGGGAAGGAGAAGAGAGUCGUUAUCAGUACGAUAAAUGAAGCAACAUUCCUUGCUCUUAUCUGCUUCGCUGUUAUUGUCCAGAUUGCAUUAUCAUUAGGAUCUUAUUCCGGUCAUGCUACUCCGCCGAUGCAUGGUGAUUUUGAGGCUCAGAGGCACUGGAUGGAAAUCACAUAUCAUUUGCCUAUCAAUCAAUGGUACGUAAAUAGCAGUGAUAAUGAUUUGAAUUACUGGGGAUUGGAUUAUCCACCUCUUACGGCUUAUCACAGCUGGCUUCUCGGAACUGUGUGA
Acanthocheilonema viteae is the source of this 387-nucleotide messenger RNA. NCBI's taxonomy places the organism in Eukaryota, Metazoa, Nematoda, Chromadorea, Rhabditida, Onchocercidae. The record is from the annotation of a GenBank genome assembly.